Molecule: messenger RNA, 606 nt
Organism: Dothidotthia symphoricarpi CBS 119687
Lineage: Eukaryota; Fungi; Ascomycota; Dothideomycetes; Pleosporales; Dothidotthiaceae
Product: NADH:ubiquinone oxidoreductase 11.5kD subunit
Exons: 4
Coding region: 1-339 (112 amino acids)
Biological process (GO): mitochondrial respiratory chain complex I assembly
Source: RefSeq, a predicted model, not a curated record
AUGGCUUCCGGAUAUGGUCUUGCUGGUGGCCCCUCCCGCUGCUUCCCCUUCUGGCAAGAAGUCCUCGCCUGCUACGUAACAAACACAAACGCCGAAGACGACUCCGGGAAGAGGAAAUGCGUGCCCGUCCUCGAGGACUACUACGAGUGUCUGCACCACAAGAAAGAAGCAGCACGCACCCUCGCCCUCCAAGCCGCAUACCGCAAGGCCGAAGCAAACAUCAAGCGCGACGACGCGCCGUCGGCGGGCGAAAUCCGCCGCCUGGGUAUCUUGGAUGCGCCGCUCGAGGAGAAACAUCUUAAGGCUAGCAAGUGGUUUCCGCAUAAGGAGAUUAACUGAGGAUGGGAUGGGAUAUGCUAAGGGAUGGGGGGUUUUAGAUGGGUGCUAGGGUGGGGGAAUGCAAAUGCAAAUGCGAAUGAAAGUUAUAUGUUAUGCUGUUUUGUUUUGGUUUUUGUUCCUUGCUCGUGGAUGAGGUUAUGUGGUGUGAUGUUGGUGUGGAUGUGGGUGAGAGGACUGAUUGAUAGGAGCGCAUGUGGGACAUCACCGUAACAAGAAUACAGCGGACAUUUGUAUGAGCAGACUACUACAUCUGUACAAGAAAACAAC